GGUGUGUGUGUGCACAUGUUCAUGUUUCUCUCUCUCUCUCUCUGUGUGUGUGUGUGUGUGCUGCAGGUGUUUACAGUGGAGGAGAUGAUGCCCCAUGUGUCUCACCUGAGCGGUGUCGUCACUAAAAACCUGUUCCUGAAGGAUAAGAAGCGGCGUGUGUUCCUGGUGUGUGUGCGUCACGACCGGCCCCUGGCCCUGGGUGAGCUGUCCCGCCGGCUGGGGGCCCCGAAUCUGCGCCUGGCGGAGGAGCGUCUGCUGCUGGAGAAGCUGAGGGUCCGGCAGGGCUGCGUGACCCCGCUGGCACUGUUCCUGGACACCGAGCGCAGCGUGACGGCGGUGCUGGACCGAGAGCUGACCCACGGCGGACACACACACAUACACUGCCACCCCAUGACCAACAGCGCCACCAUGGGGAUCACACCCGCCGACCUGCUGCGCUUCCUGGAGGAGACCCAGCACACACCCGUCAUCCUGAGCUUCGACUGAGUGUGUGUGUGUGUGUGUGUGUGUGUGAAAUAAAGCAUC
Messenger RNA from Danio rerio (zebrafish), 525 nucleotides. NCBI's taxonomy places the organism in Eukaryota, Metazoa, Chordata, Actinopteri, Cypriniformes, Danionidae. The record is from RefSeq and is a predicted model, not a curated record.